This is a messenger RNA of Coffea eugenioides, 2772 nucleotides long. Its product is annotated as protein argonaute 4A-like. Bases 1 to 2772 code for a protein of 923 amino acids. The transcript has 23 exons. The record is from RefSeq and is a predicted model, not a curated record. Gene Ontology annotation, molecular function: protein binding; RNA binding. Lineage: Eukaryota; Viridiplantae; Streptophyta; Magnoliopsida; Gentianales; Rubiaceae. Gene Ontology annotation, cellular component: cytoplasm. Gene Ontology annotation, biological process: regulatory ncRNA-mediated post-transcriptional gene silencing.
AUGUAUGAUUCAGAUGAGGAAACAUCUUUGCAGGUAUUGAAAAUGAAGCCUGCAGACUUAUCAAAGCAUUGUGCUGGGCCACUCGCUGAACAGCUUUUGACAGUAGCUCCCAUGCGAAUAGAAGUAGAAAAGGGACCUGAGACUGAGAGGGUUGAACUCUUAAAUCAGAAGAGCAAAGUGAUGAACCCGCCUUGCCCCGGGUCCAAAGGACUGAAAAUAUUGCUACUGACUAAUCAUUUCAAAGUCUCUGUUGCUGCUAAGAUUCCUGACUUCUACCAUUACAAUGUUUCCAUCUUGCAUGACAAUGGGAAGCUUGUUGGCAGUUCAAACCUUAGAAGAAAGGUUAUAGCUCAAGCCCAUGAGACAUACAAAUCAGAACUAGCUGAAAAAUCAUUUGCAUAUGAUGGAUUUAAGAACUUAUAUACAGUUGGUUGUCUCCCACGAAAUAAUCUGGACUUUGUUGUUGUGCUUAACGCCAUCUCGCUAAAAAGAGUUUCUGGAGGAGGUAAUCUUAGCGGCAAAGAGAGUCCCUGUGAAAAUGAUCAAAAGAGGCAUAGGCUUAUGUCUUCAGCCAAAACUUUUAAGAUACAAAUGAGCUUUGUGGCAACCAUUUCUACACAGCAGAUUACGAAUACAACAAGCGAACAAGGACCAGAGAAGCAUGAAGGCCUGAAAGUCUUAGAUACCAUUUUAAGGCAACAUGCAGCUAAACAGGAAUAUCUUGUUCUUCGCCAAUCAUACUUCUCAAAUGACUCAAAGAAUUUCAUGGACUUGGGUGGUGGCGUUUUUGGUUGUAGAGGUUUCAGUUCAAGGUUUCAGGAUCUCCAGGGUGGAUUAUAUUUGAAUUUUGAUGUGACUACUACAACAAUUGUUCAGCCUGGUCCAGUGAUUAAUUUUCUCAUCAGCCACCAAAAUGUGAGCGAUCCCUUCAAGGUUGACUGGUUGCAGGCAAAACGAACAUUAAAGAAUUUAAGGAUAAAGGUAGCGCACAACAACCGUGAAUGGAGAAUCACUGGGCUUUCAGAGAAGUCCUGCAAGCAAGAGAAAUUUUGGUGUAAACUAGAUGGAGGAAGUAAUCAAGUUGCUCUUCUCCAACAAAAAGAAAUGACGGUAUAUGAUUAUUUUACUAAAGUGCUUGGCAUUUCAUUGACUUACUCUGCAGACCUGCCAUGCAUCGAUGCUGGAAAACCAUGCAGACCAACUUAUUUUCCAGUUGAGCUCUGUUCAUUGGUUUCUUUGCAACAUUAUAAAAAAGCAUUGACCAAUCAUCAGAGGAGAAUGAGGGUAUCAAAAUCAAGCAUACAGCCAGAAGAAUUAUACUUGGUUUUGACAAAUGAACUGAGGCACUGUAAUUACAAUGCGGAUCCACUGUUGCUUUCUUGUGGCCUUUCAAUUUCUAAUAGUUACACCCAAGUUGAAGGUCGUGUAUUAUCAGCACCCAGGUUGAAAGUGGGAAACAAUGAAGAUCUUAUUCCUAGAAAUGCCUCAUGGAGCUUUAAAGAUAAGAAGCUCGUGGAACCAAAAAGAGUUCAGUGCUGGGCAGUGGUAAACUUCUCUAGUCAGCAUUACACCCGCAAUUUCUGUCAAGAGUUGGCAAAACUUGGUGCAAAGAUAGGAGUGACAUUGGAUCCCCCAGUAUGUGUCUUUGAAGAGAAUCCCCAAUACAGAAAGAAACCACCACAUGUUAGAGUGGAGAAGAUGUGUGAGCAAAUAAGCUCAAAAGUUCGCAACAACCCUCUUUACUUUGUGCUUUGUUUCUUAUCUGAGAAACGACAGAGUCCUCUAUAUGGUUAUUGGAAAUGGAAAAGCCUGGCAGAGGUUGGAGUUCCAAAUCAGUGCCUUGCAAAUGAUAGAGUUGAUGAGAGUUAUCUGCUGCAUGUUCUUUUGAAGAUUAAUGCAAAACUCGGUGGCUUUAAUACAAGAUUAGCUUCUGAGAUGACAAGAACCAUCCCUUGGGUAUCGAAGAUUCCUACAAUGAUUUUGGGAAUGGAAGUCAUGCCAUGUGUCGAUGGGCAGUCAGAGCUACCUCCCAUUGCCGCAGUGGUUGGCUCUAGACAAUGGCCAUCAAUUUCCUGCUAUAGAGCAUCUAUUCAUACGCAGACUAGGAACGACCAAAUGAUGGAUUCACUGUUUAGGCAAGUGUCCCAACAGGAGGACAAGGGAAUGAUCAGGGAGCUACUGAUGGAUUUCUAUGCAAGUUCAGGACAGAAAAAACCUGCACAAAUCAUCAUUUUCAGGAAUGGACUCAGCACAACACAGUUCAAUCAACUUCUAAACAAUGAGAUGGAUCAAAUUUUCAAGGCAUGCAAAUUGCUUGAUGAGACCUGGUGUCCUAAGUUCACUUUGAUUAUAUCAGAGAGAUCACAUCACACAAAAUUCAUUAAAGCUUCUCCCGUUGACAAUGUUCCUCCUGGAACUGUUGUGGACAAAAAGAUUUGUCAUGCAAAAUGUAACAACUUCUUCUUGUGCCCCCAUAUAGCUAAGAAGGGAACAGCAAGGCCUACUCAUUAUCAUGUUCUGUUAGAUGAGAUUGGUUUCUCAUCUGAUGAAAUACAGGAACUUAUUCAUUGUUUAUCAUAUGUGUACCAGAAAAGCACGACUGCCAUUUCCGAAGUUGCUCCAAUCCGCUAUGCACGCUUGGCUGCAGCUCAGAUGUUAGAGUUGUUCAAGUCUGAUAAAACAAGGAAGAUGUAUCCAGGAAACCGAAUUCCAUCCCCUUCAGAACUUCCCAAGUUGCACAAGGAUGUGCGUUCCUCAAUGUUCUUCUGUUGA